CCACUCUUGAAUGGGGUGGUCAGAUAAAGCAGUAUUAUACCACCAAUACUCACUGGUGAUUAUACUAUUGACCAUAUUUGGUUAAUGUUUAAUAUUUAACUUUGCUGUGCAAUCUACUUCCUUGAAAAUGGGCUUCUGAGCUACAAAGGCAACAUAUUAUUUCGAGACAACUUAUCUAACAUAUAAGAAUUUAUGAAUUUGUGUGUGUGCUAGAUUGAAAAAAACAACUCUUAAAUAAUUCGAAUAAUUCAGCCUUGAGUCUUACAUUUAUGUCCCGCCCCACAAAUAGAGGGCUGGACUUGUUGACAUUGGACCGCCUUGGUAGAGAUAAACAGCAUACUUUAUAGACGAAAACUUGUUCGAGAGGUUCAUUUGGAGUUCAAGAAAAUGGCAAAAAAUAUUAAAAGGUUUUACGACCUGACAGCUAAGCUGCUGUCCGGAGAAACGCUCAGUUUCUCUGCACUCAAGGGGAAAGUUGUUCUCAUUGAAAAUGUGGCGUCGCUUUGAGGAACAACAACCAGGGACUACACUCAGAUGAACGAGCUUCACAGUCGUUACUCCGGCACAGGGCUCGUUAUCCUGGGUGUGCCCUGCAAUCAGUUUGGACAUCAGGAGAACUGCAAGAGUGAUGAAAUCCUCAAGUCUCUGAAGUAUAUCCGCCCAGGAAAUGGCUUUGAACCAAAGUUCCAGCUCCUUGAUAAAGUUGAAGUGAAUGGUUCGGAUGCCCACCCCUUGUUUGUCUAUCUGAAGGACAAGCUCCCAUUCCCCUCUGACAAUGCAAUGGCUCUUAUGAAUGAUCCAAAGUCCAUCAUCUGGAGUCCUGUCUGUAGAAAUGAUGUCUCCUGGAACUUUGAGAAGUUCCUUAUUAGUCCUGAUGGAGACCCAUUCAAACGCUACAGCAGAAACUUCCUAACAUCUGACAUUGAGGCCGAUAUUAAAGAGCUACUCAAGAGGGUCAAAUAAGGUGUUACAAAAUGCGGGUGACUGUAGAGAAUGCCAGUUAUGACCAGCCUGGCUAAAAAGAUAAUCAGCCCACAUCUGUUUUUGUAUUAUCAUUUGCUUCCACCUUGUAAGAUGAUAGCAAUACUCCAGUAUUUGUGAUAACUUCAGUGCUCUACACUUGGUUGUUCAGCAUAUUUGCUUAAUGAAGACACUCCUUGAAACCAUGUUGUGGGAGAGGGGUUUCUGAUGCUGAUGUAAAUGCCUGACUCAACUGUGUAUGACUUUUAUCCUAUCACAAAUAUAAGGAUGGACUUAGAGAUGAGAAAUAAAAAAAUCACUCAUUUGA
Molecule: messenger RNA, 1288 nt
Organism: Notolabrus celidotus (New Zealand spotty)
Lineage: Eukaryota; Metazoa; Chordata; Actinopteri; Labriformes; Labridae
Product: glutathione peroxidase 2-like
Exons: 2
Biological process (GO): response to selenium ion; response to hydrogen peroxide; hydrogen peroxide catabolic process
Cellular component (GO): mitochondrion; cytosol
Molecular function (GO): glutathione peroxidase activity
Source: RefSeq, a predicted model, not a curated record